Molecule: messenger RNA, 1471 nt
Organism: Chelonus insularis
Lineage: Eukaryota; Metazoa; Arthropoda; Insecta; Hymenoptera; Braconidae
Exons: 3
Coding region: 78-1055 (325 amino acids)
Source: RefSeq, a predicted model, not a curated record
AAUAUCUGCUGCACAGUACAUUUUUGGAAGUUGUUUGAAACAAAUUUUUGAUUCCAAUUGUAUUGUAGAUAAUAAAAAUGAGGACAUUUGUUAUUGCAGUAGGAUUAUUGUUAUUCAUUAAUACUCUUAAUGCUUCACCAAUUAUUGUUUCUCUUGAAUCAGAUGAAAGUUCAAGCAGUGAUGAAGAUGGAAUAGUAUAUGUAUUAAAUUUGUACGCAGUGAGACGAUCAACAGUACCCAAAGUCGCCAGAAUAUUGAAUCAAAAAUCAAUUGAAAAACUUCCAACAUUUUUUGAACCAAUUGGAACUCUCUUGGUGGCAGAUGAAGAAUCUUACGAACCUUUUACUAUGGAACAAAUUAAAGAAUUUCUGGAUGAUGAAUAUUUGACAGUAACUAAAGUUGAUAUUGGAAAAGACUCGAACAUAUACGAACUUCAAUUAGGUAUGCAAGAUGAAUAUGAAUCUGAAAAUUUUGUGGCUAUCUUUGACGAGCUAUUCAAAUACCUCGAUGAAGAAGGAAUAUUGAUAAAAAUGAGUAUUGAAGGAAAUAAGAAAGUAAUUGAAGUUAAAUUUGAUGACUCGGUGAAAAUCAGCGAUUAUCUUUUUUCACUUGAAGAAUUUGCGGAAUUCUUUGAAAAUGAAGGAAUUACAGUUGAAACAGUUAAAGUUCAUGAUGAAAUUCGUGCAGUGAGACUCAUAUUUGAAUUACCACAAACUCCAAACUCUGAGAAAACGGAUAGACAUAAUAAAGAGGUAUCAACGACACAACGAAUUGAUGAUAGAAUUAAUGAAAUUGAAAAAAAAGACGAUAAAUUGAAUGAAGUCGCUAAUAGCCAAGAAAAAAAAUCAAAUAAAAUUCCUGAAAGUAAAAUAGAGAAAAAUUAUAUUGAUAAGAAGGAGAAAUAUGAACCCAUUGAAGAUCAGUUUUUAGUUCAUGACUUCAUAACAAGAGCAGAUUCUAUAAACAAAAUAAGACGACGGCGAUCAGUAUGCCCAGAAUGUAAAAUAAACGAUCUAAUUAAAGAAUUUGCGACUAAAUUCGAAAAAGAAAAAUAAAAGUGUAAAAAUUUUGAAACAUUAUAUUGUAAGUUGUUAAAACUUUUUAACUUGAAUAUUUUUUUGAUUAAUUUUUAAUUAUUACAUGAAUGUAUAGAGCAUAAAAUGAUUCUAAUGUCUGACAUCAUGAAUGUAUAAUCAUAAUCAUACUGAACAAUAAAUAACUCUAAAUUUAAGUCAUUAUUUUAGAAGAAUCAAUAAAAGUUCAACUGUAUCGUUGUGCUGUUGUGGAUAUCUGUAAAAUAAAAUUAUCCACAAUGAACAGCUAUUCUUUGCUAAAUAUGACUUAAUUACUUUUAUAGGUCAUUUUAAAAGGUAACUCAAUAAAUGAAUCAUCUAAAAUCUCAAGAAAAAUCUGAGUGAUUCCCAGGUUAAUCGUAAUUCCAUUAAAGAAUAAUAAGAUGUUAUCAAUCCAU